AUUGACUAUUCAGAUUGCAAUUUUGGGCUACAGCGUGAACAUCAUCGUCGCCUGCGUCGGCCAAUUUUGCAUUUGCGUAAGCUGAUUCACUCCAUUGCCAAAAAUUCCAAAAGUAAAGUAAACGAAAUCUUGUAACGCCUUUACCCGCCUUUUAGCCCUUAAAAGUGAAUAACGCAUUCGCUCAGUAACGUGUGAGUUAUUGUGAGUCAAUUUUAUGUUUUAACAACACAACAUUACUUCAUUCUCCUGGCUGUAAGCUGUCCCCCACACAAUGUGUGUCCAGUUCCGUUGUUCGAUCUGCAUGGAGCUCUUCGGUUACUCUGAUGUUGUCGUGGCUCCACCAUGUGGGCACACAUUCCACAGCCAAUGCAUUCGACAAUGGCUUGGUACCCAUAGAGAUUGUCCAACCUGUCGUCAAGCCUCUUCAAUUAGAGAACUUCGAAGGGUAUUUUUGGAUUCUGUUGAAGUGGACCCUGCCAACCUACAACUUAAACUGGAUGAAAUGUCAAGGGAACUUAACACUGAAAAACAACUCAAGCAGUUUGCCGACGAAGAGUUAAGAAAAUGUCGAAAACUCCUUAGCACUUCCCGCCUUGAACUUGAGAAAACCAAGAAUCAAUUGAAAGAGAAAGUGGACUCUGAAUAUAUUCAACAAAAGCUGGAAGAAAUGACCAGGGAGCGUAAUAGUCAACUACAACUAAAGCAGUUUGCCGACGAAGAGCAGUUUGCCGACGAAGAGUUAAGAAAAUGUCGUGUACUCCUUAUCACUUCCCGCCUUGAACUUAAGAAUGCGAAGAAGGAAUUGAAAGAACAAUCCAGCUUGGCAGAAGCCCGAAAAGCAAAACUAAUAGAGGAGCUUGAGGCCCUUACGGAGUCGAUCUCAUCACUUUAAGGCACUAAAAAGAAGAGAGGACAAAUGAAAAUUAAAGAUCCAUUGGUGAAACCGAUGAGAGGUUGCUGAAAUUCAAGACUGAUUGCUAAAUUCUCGACUCUGAGGUUGUACAAAAAUCCUCAUCAUCCACUUGUAUUGUAAAUAUUUUCCAUCUUUUGCCUGUUCAUUUCGUCAUGCCAAGUGUGCACUGUCCUCACCGUUUAAGACUAUUUAAUCAACCCAAGAUGCCAAAGUUCCUGUCUUAAAUCGAUAAUCGAUCAAUUAUUUAAUAUUCUUCAUAAAAUACCGUAAGAAAUUUAUAGCCACGGCGAGCAAUUUUUGUAACAUGUUCUGCUAAAUUUUUCUAGCUCGAUCAGCAUAAGAAAAGUAUAAAAAAUGUGACACGAUUUUUCUUGUAUACAGAUUGGCCGAUUUCGUAUACUUGAGGAUUGAAUACACAAUAUGUUGACUUUGAAA
Molecule: messenger RNA, 1348 nt
Organism: Daphnia pulex (common water flea)
Lineage: Eukaryota; Metazoa; Arthropoda; Branchiopoda; Diplostraca; Daphniidae
Product: E3 ubiquitin-protein ligase TRAIP-like
Exons: 6
Coding region: 272-892 (206 amino acids)
Source: RefSeq, a predicted model, not a curated record